AUGAACAGUCAACAGCCAGCGUACGUUUUGUUCAUUUCAGUUUAUUGAUAAUUUAUGGAUCCUUUGAGUACCCUGUUUGCAACGCAAAACUGGGUGCGAUGCACAGCGGAAACAAUGCAGAACGCUUGUAAGAGAUCUUUACGUAGUUGCCCAUAACUCACAGGGAAGAGGUUCAAUUUGUUGGCGGGCUGCUUAAGUUCCGUGGAAAUAUUCUCUAUAUUAAGUGACCCUUUGAAUAUUCUGAUAAUUUGCCGGGUAUCGUCUCUAUUAUUUUCCGUUUCUCGUACUGCAUGUACUCUUGGUUAAGUGGACACAACGAGAAAGUAUACCGUUUUAUGUCCUUUAUUCCCGAAAAAACUAACGAACUCCUCUGGCUAUUCAGGAAAACCUUUGUGAUGUUAUAGUUUUUUCAUGAUGACUAAUACUUAGCCGGUUUUCGAAAUGUUUUGAGACAUUUUAAUGCGUAUGGUAGAGUGGGAAGGGCGUUCCCCAGUUGUUUAUUUUUUGUUCUAAAAGUUUCGCCUGCGACUCCGGCUACCCAUUCCUACACUGAAGUGUUGUGUACAGUUCUUAUUAUAUGACACGCGGAUUGUGUGCGCAUUUCGCCCAAUAUAUUGAUGGCCAGUGCCGACUGUGGGCACGGAUCAGGACCCCUUCCCUUGCGGUCUUUGUCGCCCUCGCCCGUUGGUCGUAGUUGUAAAUAGUGGUUGCAGUGAUAUCAUACCUUAACGAUUUCUGUCAGGUAUGUCCAAAAAGCCAGGUAGAAGCUAGGCGUUGUCAUGUGUGGUUAACUAAGCGAUCAGUGGACGUCAAGGCUUCCUGCACCUGUCCUCUUGUCUGACCACCGCCUCGGCCCGUAAUCUCGACGACAUCAAAACUGAGACCGUGCUCAGACUGUGCGGCAUUGAGUUAUAUCUCCGACUUUAAUCUAUGAAAGUCCGUCUGGAAUUCAUGCAUUCGCAUUCGCAGUCCUCGGCCGGUUUCUCCCGCAUUUAUCUUCCCUGUAGCUGCACUGAAUUAAGUUGACCACAGUCGAAUUCUCCUGACCAUAGAUGGAGUCUUUCGACUGCGCCACUUAUCAGCAGAUAUGUUUGAAAUGCCACAAGGCAUCUAGUCCCAGUCUAGGCGACGCCUUCUACAUGCGGAAUGUCCCGCCACGGUCUUGAUUGAUUUAACUUGUUAUUCCGCUUUAUUUGAGGCUUUUGACUUCUAUUUAAGAAUGUUUAUGCAUACUCUUUGACUCUAAAUAUCUGUCGGUGUGCUUCAUCUCGUCCUGUUUAAGGAUUAUGUUUUAAAUGGUUUCCACCCACUGUUGGGGUGUACAUAUACAACUUCGUCUGUUUUGCAACAGGCGGUUGCUGUCUUAGGUCAGUCAUUGCAGUGUUUCGGUGUGUCUCCUCUGACCUUCAAUUUGAGUCACAUAAGGACAUCAAAUACGGAUGCCCGUUUUCCUUUUUAUUCUUUUCUAUGAAGUGUAGAUAGAGAGUGGUGGAGUUCAGUCGUUCUGCACAGUAGUCAAUCUUGCCCUCGGCAACAAUGAUAAAGGCGCCAUCAACGCAUCGCACCCAAAAUCUAUGUUUGUUUCCUUGAAUUAUCAGAUUGUUGUAAAAUCACCUCAGCAAUAGUCCCGGAGAUGGGCGAAUCCAUCACGGCUCUAUUUAUUUCAUGAGAUGAAAUCCCCUCGAAGUAAGGUCGCGGUUUCAACUAUGAAGCCGUUAAUAUUGUGGACUAAUGUGGUAAUCACACACUUAGAGUGCAUGGAUGUCCACAGAUAGCUUAGUCAGCGGUCACAUGAACCAGCCGGCCUCCUGUCCGACUUUGGAGGCUUAAUUAAUAAAUAAAGUAAUGUGAGGUCGUUAGAGUUGUCCGUUAUCGUUGCAGUCAACUAGGGCCGUGGCGACCUAGACGACGACUGAAUGGUGUCCAACAGCAACAAUACUUUCAAGGCGCGGAGGGCUGAGUUCCGGCGCGCCGACUGCCUUAUAAAAUGCUGCAAAGCCUGAUAAUGGCGAGAGUUGACCGCCAUUAAAUGCGUUUGAUUGCCCUUGCUGCCUUAAGCCAGAGCGCUAGAGGAGACAAUUUUAAGCAAGCAGUCCGAGAGGUUGUUAGAGACCUAUUUGUCCUCAAAAUCCUCGGGAAACCUUAUGUAAAUGCCCAAGUGCAGUUAACAGUCACCAUUGGCGAUAUAUUCAUCAGGCGAAAUGCGUACGCAACCAAUGUCAUAUAAUAAAAACCGUGCACACUACUUUUCAGUUUGAUUAUGAGUAGCCCAAAUCGCCACUUCAAGCAUCAAAGAGGCAAUAAACCUAUUCCAGCAAAUGUUCCUCUUGUUUUCGACGAAUUGCGUGAUAUUCGCGUUAUUACUACUGUUUGUAUGAAUUUUACUUUUAAAGUAUCAUCGUCCACUGAAGUUAAAUAUAAACUCACAGGUUAGGAUUGCGUGCGGCGAGUUUGCGCUGAGUGCAAUCUGCCAUUCCCAAAAGUAUGUUCGUUCGUUCCUCUACUAACGAACGUUCUGCGUCCGCUAAAAUGAGCAUCUCUGAGCACCGAAGUCACACAAUACUGACUUUCUAUACUUGGCUGUGCUUCAUCUCCACGCCCACGUAUUGUUGAGUGCUGGCCUGUGAUCAUGCUUAUCCCUUGUACGAGUGCCUAAAAGUUCGUCUUCUCAUAUUUUCCAAAUGCAUUUCCUCAUUAUAAGGCCGCGCUCUCUCCCCCGGACUCGCGUCAUUCGUUGGAGAAUUUCGCCUAUGCAGUCAACUCCCCAAGAUUCCUGGCCUGCCGUGCAAUUGACGACAACUCGCUGGGCCUCUAGCGUUAUUGAUAGACUUCCCACAAGCAUUUUUCGGAUCGAUUCGAGGGACGGCCAUGAUAAUUCAAAUGACAGUGGUAAGAGGAGCUGUCCCGCUUUCUCUAUUUUUAUAGUUGCAGCAAAUACAGUUGAAACAGCUAGAAGAGCAUCAAUGCCACCUUGUGAAGGGACGUUUCAUCUCAUUCCUGAACAGGAAAAUUCGAAUGACUUGGUUCCAGUCAAUCAGUUACCGGUUUCACCUAGUCGGGGCAAACCCGAGUGUGAAAUCUGCCUAUGUAUGUCUAAUUCUACGAUCUUACGAUUCCAGUCUUGGAACUUGCUUUUAAAGUUUUUGUAACUCUGACUUAGCUGAAUACGAAAAUAAUGAUAGAUUACGCCACCUGCCCUGCGGCCACAGUUUUCACGUCGAAUGCAUUGACCGGUGGCUCAGGACGGCGGAGAACUGUCCAAAGUGUCGAAGCAAUGUGGUUCGAACCCUGCGUCGGAUGCAAGUACAGGCUGUGCGCAGAAGAGCGCAGUCGGCGGAAAACAGGUCGUCAGCUUCAGUACACACAGACUCUAUGCCAACUCUCAAUGCUUCUAGGGUAGGAGCCCUUUGAGCAACCGAAUUUCAGCUACUAAACUGAUAUUAUUCUCUAUUUUACCAUAUCAUGUGUGACUGCUCUUAGCUCAGUUCUGGAGAGUUCGUUGUAGUGGUCAUAUUUUAUCCGCAAUAGUUAAAAUUUCUAUCCAAAAUCAUAGCAGCCUAUUAAGUAAACGCCCUGAACUAUCUGGAAAAUUCGAAAGCUACGUUUGAGGAAAUUUAAAAUCCCUGUUCCGAGUUAUGACAAGAGAUUUCAACUUCAUUUACUUGAGAACGACUCCUUUCACUUAGAGGGCUUAUCCUACAUUGAUUUCGUGCAGUCCUUUAACUAACUCUUCCGUUCCUGUAAAGACCAAAGUUUACUCUUGGUAGAAAUGGCCCAAUUUUUCCUUUUGCUCUGUUUCCGUUCCUGAUUCGCCUUUUAUAUCUAAAGAAUCAGUCAAUUUCUACUCUGAGAAUGGCAUUCAAUCAUGCGUCAGUUUCGACCGACGAGCCACCCGAAACAAGAACAAGUGUUCUUCGCCGUCUUCACGCAGCACAGCGCCUGCGUAAUUCUAUAAAUUCAGCCAUGGUAGGUCUCUCAGAGUGUUAAAGUCGGGUUGUUUAGCAAAAAGUUUGUAAAAAAUGUGAGGUUAGCCGUUUAUUUCGGAACUAGCACUUGUUUUUAGAAUUUGAGGAUGCAAUUUUCGUCCUCCAACAUUUUAACAUUCUGUGCCAAUUCAAGCUUAAUUGUGCAUUGUAACGUAGGGUGGUCGCCUGCCGGCAAGAGAAAGCAGACUUUGGAUUGAAUUUGGCCGAAUGUCUUCGGUGGAUAAAGAAAAAUACACAGGAACAUAGGCGUACGGGGCCGAAGAAGAGCCCUAAUAUGUUGUCUUUUGGAACAGAAGUGAAGACGGUAGAGGUGGCAAAAGCGGAGAAUUCAAUGACAGUGUCAGUUUCAUGACAUUUUUAACUGUUAACGACCAUCACAUAUUAACAAAACUAGCAGCCCUAUAAUAAAAAAGCCUAGGGCAAUCAGACAAGGUAAUCACCUAAACUGCAGGCUAUGUCAAACCUGCAGGUGGGCCUGGUGCGAGAGGGGGCUACAAGUGAGAGUUCUUUGAGUACAGUGAAAGACCGUCAAGUGUGAUUGGACCGCGUAGCAUAGAACGCUAAUUAGUUUUGAGCCAGGAGCUUCAAAACUAGGGACUAGAGAGGCGAAUGGGAUUAUUGAGAAGAAGGUAGUUUGAUCUUUGAACCCAGAAUUUUAUUGAGGAGGAAUGACACCGGCUGUCAAGUCGCGGCUCACUUGACGGAACCCGGCCACACCUCCAAGUUCGAUGAGGCCGAAAUUCCCGUGAAAGAUGACAGCUGUGUGAGCCGGGAGUUGCCUGAGUCAAGGAUAUUCGGUCCAGAGUCCGUCCACAAGCGCAAUGGCCUCUUUCCCAUCUAGGGCUAAGAUCUUGGCUGAGAACAGUUAGUCGCGCGCUGAGCACGCUUCUAGCGGCAGCAUGUACGAACCAAAUGAUCGAGUAGAAAUCACACCAACCAUCACCACUGGCGACAAAGUUGCGGCCAUUAACUUCUCGUAUUCGUGCAAUCAGGCAAUCAUCGCAAGUUUUACUAUCCGUGAGGAAUUCAGGAGCUGCUAAUACUGAGAAGUGUGUGGUCGCACAGUGACUGCAUCCUAUAAAUACUCUACCUUCCGUGUAUUCGCCUCCCUUAUUAAUUAUCCUCUCUACUUUUGGGGUCGAGUGUGCAUCCGAAACAUCAGGUAAAUUAGGUUAUUCGCCCUUAUUUUCAACUGUUUCUUCGAACUUAUUUUUUCGCUUGUAUCUGCCAAUCGGUCAUUUCUGGCACCGAAUACUUCAACCACAGCAGUAAGAGAUGGAUCAGAUCUUCUCCACACUUACCCACUUCUGGUUUUCCUUGUAUCGGAACUUCCUCUGAGUGUCGUAGGAGAUGCCUUAUCUGAGCUCUAAAUAAGAUCUUGAGGACUUUCCUUGGCAUGGCUAGUGUUCGCCAGGAGUUUCGUGAUAAGGCAUCUUUUUGCCUUACUUUCUGCUGACAACAGCAACUCCUACAUACGUUCGACCAGCUGAUUUGCCAAUCGUCUUUGCUGUUGUCAUAUCGGCAUUCAUGAUUACAUAUUACCUCGUAAAUGAGGUUCGACGUAGCGUGCAUACACAACAAAUCUAUGAGUGGCCUAACCAAAAUAUCUGCCUUAGAGCCUGGGAACAAGCUAGAUGCGAUGCAUGCCUGUUCAAUCGUACACCGGACCUGUCAUUUGAUCGCGCCUAAAAGGAGUAUCCUUGGGAAGAAGUUAAAUGCCGUCAAGUUUUUUUUGAGCUGCCACUCUUACUGAAUCAUCUUGCUUAAGAUGGUGGUAUCAAUAAAUUAGGGAAGGCAACCGUUUCUAAGGAUGUCUUUUAAUAAAGGAUCUCGUCCUUUAUCAUUGCUGGGAAACAACUUUCAGUAACUCGAUUGAACAAACUCGUCACUAGCUUUCUUACUCUUUGAAUUCGGGCAAAACUCGAAAUAUGCAUGUACUGUCCUUCCACUUGUCUUUUGGUAAACUGGUGUCUUGAUGAAGCUUCUACUCGCAACUGUACAGGAAUGUCGAAGAAAGAGGCCUUGUUGUAUCCCUCAUGCUCAAUCCGAAAUUUGGUUUUUGAAUGUGUCUUUCUCGCGACAGACAGUUGUAUUUCUCGUGUUUGGGACCAUUUAUUACGACGAAACUGUCAUUCAUAUAGCCUUCAUAGACUCCUCCUGCUUCAUCGCCUCUACCGCCUCAACGUCUGCCGCUGUUGCGUCUGCCAUGCCCAUCAACACUACACACAAUCGUGACACACCAACACCACCACCGUCAAUACCAGUGACGAGGGCUGGGUCCAGACCUGUCCACAUUGCGAUCGCACUUUCACCUCACACAUCGGCCUGGUCGGUCACUUGCGAAUCCGUGGCACAGCGGCUGGUGAACGAGUGCCUGGAGCACCAACCUACACCUGCCCCGUUUGCGCACCCGCCUCCCCUGUCCGCACUGUCCACGCACAUUCAGGCGGAAUUGGCCGCAGCCCCGACACACUUAGCACAUCCAGCACACUAUCAUGCCUAGCCCCGCCCACGCUCCGCCGCCCAUUGCACCCACCACCAGCUCUAUCACACUCAGCACAUCUUGCACGUCCACCAUGCUCAACUCAACCAACACCCCGUCGCCCAUCGCACUCGCCACCACCAGCACCACCAUCACCGAACCUGAUGCUGACACCGCCGACUUCUCAUGUCCACACUGUCCCCGUACACUCACCUUCCACGUCGUCCUGGUCGGUCACUUGCAAAUCCAUCGCACCAAUGCCUGGAGCACCAAGCUACACUCACCGUAUCCGACUCCACCGUCCACAUUGUACUCGCACAUUUACUCACCGCAUGGGUCUAUUAAGCCACAUGCGUGUCCACGAAAACCUGCGGUAGCCAACCGGUGGCUGCACCACACCAUUACAUCCUCCAUUACUAGCAUCUCACCGCACAUCAAAAUCACCCACCGCAGGCACCCAACUGUUACCUCCCACGCAAACGGGAAGUGCGCGUCUCGGCCCCUUCACCAUGCGACUCCCUUGCUGCAUGUGUGAUCGGAAUCUGAGACAAAGAUGGCGCGUCGAGCGCCGUGGCUCGGAAGGCGGCCAACUGGCGCCCCAACUCAGUCCACGCAGUCUGCCCAGUUGUGUGUGUUGUGUGGAGUGGUGGGCUGAGAGCCAGGCUGACACGGUCCCGUCUCAAGCGAUCUGCAACACUCGCGUGCUUGUGAGGAGAGUGUGUGUGUCUUAUGGGUAGUGCCUCUGAGUCGACGACUGUUUGCUUAUCUAACUUUGAAGGGUGACGCAUCAGGCUAAACGCACGGCCACGUGUUGCCCUUCUAGGUCAAAAGGUCUGAAAGCAUAUGCUAUGCCAGUAUCAGCAAACCAUGGCCCUCAGCCUUCUAUGCGCCGACAGUUCCCUGCCGGUAGAUGCGCGUGCGCUCCCACUGGGUAUACAGCUGGUGGGAAUGGCUGCCCAGUCAUCAUCCUCUUUCUCCUGACCCCUGAUGCUGUUGCUACUGCUGUUGUUGUUAGUCAAAAACCUGGUCAUUGGCUGUGUGGACCGGGGCACGUAGAGUUGGACGCCAAUAUGCGGGCUCGACUGCGCCAUCCACCUGCGCCCCCCCCGCCUCCGGUCUUCUUGACUGUCUUGACACCAGGUCCAGCUGAGGAGUGGAGAAGAGAGAGUGCGGUAGAUGCUGCGCAAGUCUACCAUCGCUAUAAACUAAUUCACGCGCAAGUCACCGUGCCUGCUUCACCUUGUUGUGAAGCACGCGGUGGACAUUGUCGAACUCGACGGUCGAACUAUAGAGUGUAAUUCAUUGUAGGUUUUGGGACGGUUUUCGCCCGGGGCUUGCUAGUGAGAUGCCUCUUAGGACUGGCAACAAUGUGCCGUCAAUAGCUACACUGUCGACCCGCCUCAACAACUGCCGACUCACCAGGAAUUUAAUAUCCUUGGCACAUAACUGCAGUAGCUCUCACAGUUUUCAUUGCGCUAGAUAUGUUCCAGCUGCGGUCUCACAAAUUAUCUUAAUGAUUUUAUGAAGCGUCAGGUUAGUAAACUAGCCUUACAUAUGCAUUGGUAUCAUGUGCCCAUGCAGCAUGUUUUCAUCAUUCUUACCGUGUAUUUGGUUAUAUACGCAGCAAUACUUUGUCUGGUUAGUUCUAUUUGUUGUUGUUGGGGCAAAUUCCUUAUUGAUAGAAUUGGUCGCAGCGGCGCCCCUGGUUUGCGUAUUUCCGAUAGCCCGUACAUUCUAGGAAUAUGCGAGUUAAUGGACCUAAGACAUGCAACCUUCUCUUGGCUAUGACUUGGCUCAUUAAUGGUGGUUCCACAUUUACUUUAAUAAGGACUCGCGACUUUGUUUCCUCUUUUCCAGUGGUUUCACUAAAACAUUUGUGAAAACCGCUGAACGCUGCUUCUAUUUUACUUGCAUAGCCAGAAGUAUUUAAAUCAGCCCAGUCGUCUUUUUCAGGUUUCCAGAUGACAUCAACUGCCCUCUGUAGAUCACAUAGAGCUAAAAGGUGUUGUUUAAUCAAAGGUGAGCGCGGCGUAUCGAGGGGUGCUCUGUACUCAUAGGUGAUAUUGGCUAAUUUCGGUUUUAAUUACUUUGUUUUUUGACAUCACCGUUAGGUCUGCUAACUCGGAAGAUGAUUUGUCGAGCGUAGUUUCAGUCUCCGUGAGCCUAUCCUGCGUUAUAGUAGAAAGAAUGUGGGCCCUAAAGGGCAGAUUUUACUUUACCCAGUGUUAGAUACAAUAAGUUUGCCACAUGAGCUUCUUGAUGUAAAGGAGGCUGUUUGCCAAUAGCUUGUCUGUUUGACGAAUUAAACGGAUUCGCGUGGAACGACUGUUUUAUCUUGGCUCCGUUCGCGCUACUGAAUAGUAUUCUAUGCUGUGUAGCCUUAAUCAUGCCUGAUGAGUCUUCACUGCAACCACAGCUCCCCCAGCCAUACCCCAUCUUGCUCCAGAUCGACUUUCAGGUCUAACAUGCCCUGCUGUUCGUGCACUUAUUCCCCCAGUUAGUCUUCGUUGUAUUCUAACUGAGCAGCUACUUUUGUUAAUGCAUAAUGACCGUUAACAUUUGGUCAAGUGGUCGCGCACUUUGUAAAAUCAUUCGAUAUGAAACAGAGUUCAAGUAAGCUUAUGACGUUUCCUGAAUUUAGCAGCUCAAGUAAAUGCAUUCAGUCGUCAAGACUUCCACCUCAACUAAGUAUAUUUUUUAUAGAGGACUUCUUUUCACGAGGGGGGUACUAGGUUAGCGUGGGCCUGAAAUUACUUUUAGCAGGAGGUUUUUUGCGUUCCAUUAUCAUUAUCAAAUACCUAGUUCAUUUGAACAGUCAAAUUGUGCCCACACAUGCUGGUAGCCAUUCCUCCUUUAUGAAUUUACAAUGUCUAGACGUCAAUUGCAGUUAGUGUUUUGAUUAGGCGCGAUUGCCCAAAUAGUCGGAACCCGGAAACCUUGUUUAAUUUCAGAGCUUGUUUGAAUAUUUGACUGUUUCGUUGUGGGCUUCCAAUCUAGGGUUUAAAUUUCGACCACGUUCUUGUUCGCACUAUGUCCACUCACUCUGUUAUCUUUUUUCCUACUUGAACCUCCUCACAAUAACUACAAUCCGUUCGGGAUAAUGCAUGGAGCCUUCAUUUCAUGGCGCUUGAGUGCCCUCUGUUUCACAUGCAUUAGGUUAGCUGCGUUUCGUUAGUCGUUAAGAUGGGCUGCACACCUGGCAUGCGUUAUACGUAAGGGCUACUCCAGGUCAACCAUUUCACUUGAUCGCAUUCCCAGUCAGUAUUAGAAGGGAAUAGCACUAAUACACGAACCUGUGAAGAGUCACUGUGACUGUGAGGGACCUAUAAAGGUCAUUUCAAACACUAGCCUAAAAACCGCAACUUUAAGUUCGGAUGGCCCCGACCGAUUGCUAGCCCCAGUCUCCACCGUUGUUGGGCAAGAAGUUUAUGAGGCACGGGGUUGCUGGGCGGCUCCUAUUUUAGGAAUUUAAGUUUAUCUGGUAUGCAUGAGUUUCGACACCAGGUGGUUUACCAUCGAUGUUAUUCACAUUCAAACCUAGUGCUCUAGUUCAGUACCCCACGUCAUUAAUCCAGACUGUCCCAGUCUCUCGCAUAUUGAUGCAGGCAUGCUGCACCUCCACAAGCGUACGAUAUGCAAUGAAGACAAGUGUUCGGUGAGUUUGCUGUCCACCAAGACCUAAAUUUUUUCAGAGUCGGCUUCAAGAAAGAGCCAGACCAUGGGGGAGUAGUGGCCUCUAAUUUGAACGGAAACGUGCUGGCCAUAUUCACAGAGCAUCGGUAUUCCUAAAGAAAAGCCAUUUUUAUUCACAGCUAGCCUGCUUUCGGCCCGGUUGUGUAAGAUGUGUUUUCCCGCCUUCUUUGUGACAGCAUUCAUUCUAACGGAUUCAACGGACUCCAUGCUGCAAGUAAACGGCGCCCGAAAUGGUCAUUUUCCAUUAAAUACAGUUGGCGACACGAUCUUACGCGAAGUUUAACCAGUUGACACGUCAUCCACACAAACCAUGGAUAGUGGGAUAAAGCAGACGCUGAAGGCCCCUUUGCCGAUAGAAGCGAAGGGACGAGUUCCAGAAGGCAGUUCAGAAGAAGGUGCGAUCGCUGGAACAAGAGGUUUAUUGGUUUGACGUUUUGGAUUCUCACACCCAUCCUUAGAGACAGUUGCAGAUAGGGGUAGUGGAGACACAAGUAAUGCAUUUUUAUAGGACGCAGUUGCCAUGCGACCACAUGCCUACUCUCACUAGUAGCUCCCAAAUUCAUCGCUGGUGGUUGUAUUUGAUGCUUAGGUCGUUAAUUGUUGAAGUGUAAUUGCCGUUGUGGAUUCUUGGCGUGAUAAUGACCCAGCCAUUUGGCUCACUGCUACUGGGACUGUCGGUCCAGUGCGCGUUCCCGCAUGGCUAAUUACUCCGUACAAACAAGAUCUCAGCACGGAAUAUGGGGUCGGGAGAUCAUUUUUACGGUGGCACCGAUGUAACAAAAGCCCAAUUCGCUGCUUUGCAAGCAUAUAUCUCGACACAGGCACAAAGGUUGAAAAGCUAAUUAUGACGAGCAUCGGCGUCAUAGGGGUCGAAGCUGGCCGAAUUAUGCGCGGUGCACAGUUGGUCUUUCCUAAGCUCAGGCCAGGAAUUGACGAAAAGAACGUGUGAAAUCCAGCAAACAGGCAAUCCUCUCCAGGUGCUUAACCGUGCUCUAGUUUCACUUUACACCCUCACAGAUCUCAGGAAUCGGUCGUGAGCCGCAGUCUGCUCGGCGACUGAGCAGAAUGUCCCUCCUGAUCGUCGCGUCCUAUCAUGACAUUGUCGUCCCAUCUUGCGUGUUUUUGUUCUUUAAAUGCCGAUAAUUUCCGGACUGCCUGGUCCUCAGAGUCUGGCACAGCCAUCCGGUAUCUCUAUUAGCUGGAUUACAGUCUACGUCUCAGACAAUUGUAUUUCUAAGCUAUUGACGCAUAACGGUUAUAAUAGCAUCCAAUUAAACAUUGUGUCAUUCCGAAGACCAGUGCUUCUGGGUCUCUUGGCUGGCCGAAGGGUUUCGCUAGUUGUCGCGUUUUUAUGAUGUCAGCAUUUGCUUUAGUUUCCCACCUUCAAAAUGCUAUAGAUGAAAUAGUUUGAUUCCUACGCGAAAAUAUCUCAGGUCAAGUUGUCACCUGUACCAACAUGGUGAUGAUCGGGUGGAGCUUCAAGACAACUUCGGGAUGUCGGAACAUUUGAUUCGACCCAGCGGGUCGUGUACCCUCAAACAUACGUAAUCUGGUCUGUUGUCGAAUCUUCAUAGAAGCUUGCUCGGAGCCACCCUUCCUACUUGCGUUGGCUGCAUGCGAGGCCUAGUCUUCUAGUGUAAAUCCGUUUCAGAAAGUUUGGACGAGUUUGUGUUCAUUGAGGUUUGCCGUCAGUUGGAGUGCAACCAAUUAACAAGGCUCCUCCUCAUUCAUGCGACGCCUUCCAUGGUGUUUCAUAUCAGCCCUCCUAACAAGGCGACCAUUUCUAAUUCUUAGUUUGGCUCGGAAUUCGCCUUAGGUGCUCCUGAGUAGCAUGCGGUUUUGUUGAAAUGCUGAGUCUGUAGACUAACAUAUCAUUUCAACUUUUUAAUAGCGGAAAUUAAUCGCUAAAAUGCGGCAAAUCCAUCGGAAUGAAGCUCUUUGAGCUCGGUCCGGGAGUUGCUAUGAAUAUUUGAGCGAAAAUCCACCAGCUUCAGUGGGAUAACCGCAUGAUAUUCAUAAGCUACCAACAGGCAGCCGGUAUAAUGCACAUAUUGCAUGAUUUAUCAUAUUGACGCCUCAAAAAUUCAAAGCAACUUUCGGACUGAGCCUCUCAGGUUUCCUUCCCAUUGAUUUAGUGAAAGUUAGUGACUGAUUUCUGAGGAGAUUGAGGGGCUGAAAUUUGAAAACUGGAGGCUUCACCAGAAAGCACACGUGAACGCUGGGGGACUCACUGAUAAGCCGAACCACUCGCAGCUGUCUUAUGCAACGACAGCAUAUCGGCAAAACAGGUGUCUGGACUUUUGGCUAGUGCCGUGCUGCCAGUAGGAUAAGUCAUGAAACAAAAAAUAUAACUCUUGUCUACAUAUUUUUCGCGGACUCUACCUCAGUAAAGAACAUCUAGCUGAUCGACAUUACAAUGCUUUGCACCUUUUUUCAAAAUACUGCCAUGCCAAGAACGUCCACCGCCACCGCAAUCGCUUCCAGCCGUGGUGGUCUUAUAGUUCGACCGACCGACUGCAACGCGGACGCUCACGCAUAUCCUGAAAAGCACAAUCUUUCCUCGCAUGACACGACUCACGCACCUCUGGACGAAAGGAUCUGGACUUUGCCCCGAUCAGCAUGGCAGUCCGGUCAUUGAAUUCGAUCAUGUUUGCUGUGUGUUCCUUAGCACUAUGGACGCAGAAUAGUGACUCGCUGGUUAAUUGGUUUAUGGUAAUGGCGGACAUGCGCAGCACCCACCUCGCCCCCUCUUUUUUCAACCACCCUGGCCCGAUUCAGGCCUAGUGGCCGCCGAAGAUAAGUGGCCCGUCUGCGCGUGCCACUCAUGGACUGGUCCCGCACAAUGCACCGCGUCGGUGGAUGCGCUAUAAAUGCCACGUUCAGGAGGAGCUAGUGAACCCGACCCUGCGUCCUGAUAGGGCUGACUUACUUAAUGGUAGGGGGGCGCUCACCGAUCGUUCUUACGAAACUCACUCGUUCCGUUGUGCCUUAUGGGCUCUCUCUCUAGAACCCAACCAGCAGCCACUGGCCCGGUGGUUAGAGGUGUGGACUUCUAACUAACAGGUCGCGAGUUCGAGCUUCGGGUGUUCCACACUUCGGGAUUGGGUAUGACUGGCUGACCACGGCUAAUAAGCCAUAAAUGGCCAUUCCAGUCUCCCUUGCCUUUGUCGGCAACAACAUACUGACUUAUCUAGUCAGUUGUCAACCUUCCAAACCACACCUUUUAAUACGUUCUUAUAGUUUCAAAGUGGGUCAGAUUUUUUUAAAGCGAGGAGUGUUCUGAAGUGUUGUGGGGACGAAUUUCUUAGCAUCGACCCCGUUCUCUCCUUUUUACAUGCACCAGUCCACCAUCCGAACCGGCCAGCCAUUUGAUGCAGGGAUUGGACGCAAGUGGCUGGCUUGGCGUGAAGCCCGCGCCUAGACGUGCCACCACACACCAAUGUGCGGCAGUUGUUAUGGGAUGCGCGGACUCUGCGCAGCCCGGUUUGCGUGUGCGUGCCCCAAUCUGGCUCAUGCAUUGGGGUCCAGUGCCUCGACAACGCAGCGCGUUGUGGGGACACGUAAUUCAGCACAUGAAGAAGUCGAUACCUUAAAAACUAGCAUAUGCCUUAACGUUGUUAGCCCAUAGCCUGGCCUCACCAGCAGUCAACGAUAUCUCAGAUGGCAGCUCAGCCUUUUUCACGGAAUAAAUCCUCCCACUGGUAGUCUUUCAUCUACUAAUGCCAGAGCCGUGGCCUUGGUUGUGAUGAUUAAGGUAUUCAAAUUACUUUGACCGCGACUAACACGAGGGCCUUUCCUUUGACAAUUUAACUUCAUAGGGACUGCCGCCAUUCUUUAUCAGGCAGUCUUCGAACACUAAGAGGGUUAUUUUUGGGGAAAUUAUUACUGUGAAAGGAGAUAUCUUCAUUUUUCUCACUGUGUCCUCAACAAUUUCGAAUAGACCAGGGAAAACAAAAAAAACCAUCCGGUCUAGAACUUUUCUGCGAUAUAUGAGCUCCCCCAACUUUAUACCUCUUGUCUUUUUAGGCUGA
Molecule: messenger RNA, 14192 nt
Organism: Spirometra erinaceieuropaei
Lineage: Eukaryota; Metazoa; Platyhelminthes; Cestoda; Diphyllobothriidea; Diphyllobothriidae
Source: the annotation of a GenBank genome assembly